CGCAUGCUCCGUGGCGGGCCCCGCAGCGCGGACUGGCUCUCGCGCCGGCCUCUGAGGCCCGCAAAGCCCCACCUGGGUGCGCGGGCAUGGCGGCCAGCCUAUGGAUGGGCGACCUGGAACCCUACAUGGAUGAGAACUUCAUCUCCAGAGCCUUUGCCACCAUGGGGGAGACCGUGAUGAGCGUCAAAAUUAUCCGAAACCGCCUCACUGGAAUCCCAGCUGGCUACUGCUUUGUAGAAUUUGCAGAUUUGGCCACAGCUGAGAAGUGUUUGCAUAAAAUUAAUGGGAAACCCCUUCCAGGAGCCACACCUGCAAAACGUUUUAAACUGAACUAUGCUACUUAUGGGAAACAACCAGAUAACAGCCCUGAGUACUCCCUCUUUGUGGGGGACCUGACCCCAGACGUGGACGAUGGCAUGCUGUAUGAAUUCUUCGUGAAAGUCUACCCCUCCUGUCGGGGAGGCAAGGUGGUUUUGGACCAGACAGGCGUGUCUAAGGGUUAUGGUUUUGUGAAAUUCACAGAUGAAUUGGAACAGAAGCGAGCACUGACGGAGUGCCAGGGAGCAGUAGGACUGGGGUCUAAACCUGUGCGGCUGAGUGUGGCAAUCCCUAAAGCGAGCCGAGUAAAGCCAGUGGAAUAUAGUCAGAUGUAUAGUUACAGCUACAACCAGUAUUACCAGCAAUAUCAGAACUACUAUGCCCAGUGGGGCUAUGACCAGAACACAGGCAGCUACAGCUACAGUUACCCCCAGUAUGGCUAUACUCAGAGCACCAUGCAGACGUAUGAAGAAGUUGGAGACGAUGCAUUGGAAGACCCCAUGCCACAGCUGGAUGUGACUGAGGCCAACAAGGAGUUCAUGGAGCAGAGCGAGGAGCUGUAUGACGCACUGAUGGACUGUCACUGGCAGCCCCUGGACACAGUGUCUUCUGAGAUCCCUGCUGUGAUGUAGCAAGGACAAAGAACAUGUCAGAAAGGACUGUGAGAGGAAGAUGAGACUCUUUUUUAAAAAUUUUUUGAAGCCUUUUUGGAAA
Lemur catta (Ring-tailed lemur) is the source of this 1032-nucleotide messenger RNA. RefSeq names its product tRNA selenocysteine 1 associated protein 1 (gene TRNAU1AP). Gene Ontology annotation, biological process: selenocysteine incorporation. The coding region runs from base 87 to 950 and encodes 287 amino acids. The record is from RefSeq and is a predicted model, not a curated record. Gene Ontology annotation, cellular component: nucleus. Lineage: Eukaryota; Metazoa; Chordata; Mammalia; Primates; Lemuridae. Gene Ontology annotation, molecular function: tRNA binding. The transcript is spliced from 9 exons.